GACUUGGAUUGACAUGGAGAUCCGCAGGAGGGUGACAUGAUGUCAAUAAAAGGAGUGCUCUGGGUGCUGGGUAGAGGAAGAGAGUGAGGAUGAGGGGUUAACGGUGGAGUCAGAGGGAGCCCAGUGAGUGCCGGGAGCCCAGGGUGGCAGAGCCGCGGUGCAGGGUUGCAGGGUCCCGGAGCUAGGGAUGGAGGCUGUUGCAGGGCAAGUGGCCUGGUCGGCCUCUCCUUGGAGAGGCGGUGAAAGCAGAGACUGGAAGGCAGAGAGCCUUGCCAACCUGUGGCGAAGAGCUCUCCAGAGGCAGCAGCCGGUGGUGCAAAGGCCCUGGGGCAGGCGCAAUCAGGCUGCGCAGAGGCCGGAGCUCCGGGAGGCGGCACCAGCGAGGGCCAGGCGGUGGCCGCCUAGCCGGAGCCGGGCGAUUACCUUACAAGAUAUGCUGCUGCUGAAGAAACAGACGGAGGACAUCAGCAGCAUCUAUGACAUCCGAGGGAGGCUCGGCUCGGGUGCCUUCUCCGAGGUGCUGCUGGCCCAGGAGCGGGGCUCUGCACAUCUCGUGGCCCUCAAGUGCAUCCCCAAGAAGGCCCUCCGGGGCAAGGAGGCCCUGGUGGAGAACGAGAUCGCAGUGCUCCGUAGAAUCAGUCAUCCCAACAUCGUGGCUCUGGAGGAUGUACAUGAGAGCCCUUCCCACCUCUACCUGGCCAUGGAACUGGUGACGGGUGGUGAGCUGUUUGACCGAAUCAUGGAGCGGGGCUCCUACACCGAGAAGGAUGCCAGCCAUCUGGUGGGUCAGGUCCUCGGCGCUGUCUCCUACCUGCACAGCCUGGGCAUCGUGCACCGGGAUCUCAAGCCUGAAAACCUCCUCUAUGCCACGCCCUUCGAGGACUCCAAGAUCAUGGUCUCCGACUUUGGGCUCUCCAAAAUCCAAGCUGGCAACAUGCUAGGCACUGCCUGCGGGACCCCUGGAUAUGUGGCCCCGGAACUCUUGGAGCAGAAGCCCUACGGGAAGGCUGUAGAUGUGUGGGCGCUGGGUGUCAUCUCCUACAUCCUGCUGUGUGGGUACCCCCCCUUCUACGAUGAGAGCGACCCCGAGCUCUUCAGCCAGAUCCUGAGGGCCAGCUAUGAGUUCGACUCUCCUUUCUGGGAUGACAUCUCAGAAUCAGCCAAAGACUUCAUCCGGCACCUUCUGGAGCGAGACCCACAGAAGAGGUUCACCUGCCAGCAAGCCCUGCAGCAUCUUUGGAUCUCUGGGGACACAGCCUUCGACAGGGACAUCUUAGGCUCAGUCAGUGAGCAGAUCCAGAAGAACUUUGCCCGGACGCACUGGAAGCGAGCCUUCAAUGCCACCUCAUUUCUGCGCCACAUCCGGAAGCUGGGCCAGAGCCCAGAGGGCGAGAGGGCCUCUGAGCAGGGCAUGGCCCGCCACAGCCACUCAGGCCUCCGUGCUGGCCAGACCCUCAAGUGGUGAUGCCCAGGCAGAUGUCAAGGCCAAGCGACUGAUCCCCAGAUUUCCUUCCCUUGGACGCCUUCGGUCCCCUCCCCCAACCUCUCCCCCUGUGGCUGGCCUGUGCUGGAGUUUGAAUUUGAGGGUGUGGUGAAUGGCGCUGGGGUGGGAAUGGGGCACCCCCAAGUCUGUCCCCAGGCUCUGUCCUGCCUGGGGACAGUGGCUCCCCUCCUCUGUUGCCUCGCCCAUCCCUGUCCCUGCCCCACCAAAAGACUGGGAGGCACAGGCAGGCGGGCCUCAGGGGCUGUCUUUCCUGCACGGCUGUUCUGUGCUUCGCUGAGUGUAAGUGAUCCUGCUCGUGUCAUGGUCGUGGCCUUCCAGCCCCCUCCAGUUUUCUCCAAACCAAUAAAGACAGACAGAGCAA
This is a messenger RNA of Cebus imitator (Panamanian white-faced capuchin), 1865 nucleotides long. It is a transcript of the gene PNCK, whose product is annotated as pregnancy up-regulated nonubiquitous CaM kinase. Gene Ontology annotation, cellular component: intracellular anatomical structure. The transcript is spliced from 12 exons. Gene Ontology annotation, biological process: peptidyl-serine phosphorylation. Gene Ontology annotation, molecular function: calmodulin binding; ATP binding; calcium/calmodulin-dependent protein kinase activity. Bases 188 to 1465 code for a protein of 425 amino acids. NCBI's taxonomy places the organism in Eukaryota, Metazoa, Chordata, Mammalia, Primates, Cebidae. The record is from RefSeq and is a predicted model, not a curated record.